CUGAAGUCUAAUCUUGUGUAUCGGUACUCGGCUAUACAUGUCUUCCGGAGAUUGUACGUCAUUGGCAUCGGCGCUUGAGUGACACAAGAUAGCAAACAAGGUCAAAGGACAUUUCCAUGUCCUCCACAAUCUGGAGGAAAGAUGGACAACACAGGCUAUUGCAGCGAGAGCUUCAACAGCCUGCAGAGCGGAACCAGCGAUGAGGACAUGGUGGAAAUCGCAGGAGCCACGCUGGACUUCUCCAGCACCGAUGACGUGCCUCCUCUGGACCGGGACUAUAGCUCAGGUGGUUCAUAUGGAGUUGGUGAUGGGCCUAAUGGGGUUCCUAAACUGAUGGAUUUACUAGAUGAACCAGUGCCUGGGGUCGGCACAUAUGAAGACUUCAACACCAUCGACUGGGUCCGGGAGAAAUCUAAGGACCGGGAUCGCCACCGAGAGAUUGCUACCAAGAGUAAAGAGUCAACCUUGGCUCUGAUGAAGAGUAUCAGUGAUGCCUUCUCUGGCUGGCUUCUCAUGCUGCUCGUGGGACUAAUGUCAGGUGCCCUAGCUGGUGGCAUCGACAUCUCUGCCCAUUGGAUGACAGAUCUGAAGGAGGGAGUGUGUCUGAACGGCUUCUGGUUUAAUCAUGAGCACUGCUGCUGGAACUCCAACGAGACGACCUUCCAGGAGAGAGACAAAUGCCCUAACUGGAAAAGCUGGGCAGAGCUCAUUGUCGGUACUAAUGACGGUCCUUUCGCCUACAUCAUGAAUUAUGUGAUGUAUGUGUGCUGGGCGCUGCUUUUCUCCUUCCUGGCUGUGUCUUUAGUCAGGGCCUUUGCCCCGUAUGCUUGUGGCUCUGGAAUACCUGAGAUCAAGACCAUCCUGAGUGGGUUUAUCAUCAGGGGCUACCUGGGUAAAUGGACUCUUGUGAUUAAAACCAUCACCCUGGUGCUGGCUGUGUCAUCUGGACUCAGUCUGGGCAAAGAAGGGCCUCUGGUCCAUGUUGCCUGUUGCUGUGGCAACAUCCUAUGCCACCUGUUCACCAAGUACCGUAGGAAUGAGGCAAAGAGACGAGAGGUAUUGUCUGCCGCAGCAGCUGUUGGUGUGUCAGUAGCUUUUGGUGCACCGAUUGGUGGAGUUCUGUUCAGUCUGGAAGAGGUGAGUUAUUAUUUCCCUCUGAAGACGCUGUGGCGCUCUUUCUUUGCUGCAUUGGUGGCGGCCUUCACCCUUCGGUCCAUCAACCCGUUUGGUAACAGUAGGCUGGUGCUCUUCUACGUGGAGUUCCACUCCCCUUGGCACUUGCUGGAGCUCAUACCCUUUGUCCUGUUGGGUAUUUUCGGGGGAAUCUGGGGAGCUUUCUUCAUCCGUGCAAACAUUGCGUGGUGUCGCCGGCGUAAGACCACACGGCUGGGUCACUACCCUGUUUUGGAGGUGCUGGUUGUUACGGCGGUCACAGCUCUGCUGGCGUUCCCCAACAGCUACACGCGUAUGAGCACCAGCGAGCUGAUCUCUGAGCUGUUCAACGAUUGUGGUCUGCUGGAUUCCUCACAGCUGUGUAAUUACGCCAAUGUGAGCGUCACCAAGAGCAGCAGUGAUGCUCUGCCUGAUAGACCAGCAGGACAAGAUGUGUACACCGCCAUGUGGCAGCUCUCACUGGCCCUGGUCUUCAAGAUGCUCAUCACAGUGGUGACCUUCGGCAUGAAGGUGCCCUCUGGCCUCUUCAUCCCAAGUAUGGCUGUGGGAGCAAUUGCAGGCAGGCUGCUUGGUGUGGGUAUGGAACAACUGGCAUAUUACCAUCAUGACUGGGUAAUCUUCAGAGGUUGGUGCUCACCUGGAGCAGACUGCAUCACCCCCGGUCUCUAUGCCAUGGUGGGCGCCACCGCCUGUCUGGGUGGUGUAACUCGUAUGACAGUCUCUCUGGUGGUCAUUAUGUUUGAGCUAACAGGAGGCCUGGAAUACAUUGUGCCUCUCAUGGCUGCCACCAUGACUAGUAAAUGGGUGGCAGAUGCUCUGGGUCGAGAAGGUAUUUAUGAGGCUCACAUCCGUCUCAACGGUUACCCCUUCCUGGAGCCUAAAGAGGAGUUCAGCCACAAGACGCUGGCCAUGGACGUGAUGCGACCCCGCCGUAGUGACCCCCCGCUCUCUGUGAUCACGCAGGACGGGAUGAGCGUGGAGGAAGUCGAGUCGCUCAUUGCUGAAACCUCAUACAGCGGUUUCCCUGUAGUGGUCUCGCAUGAGUCUCAGAGACUUGUGGGCUUUGUGCAGCGCAGGGAUCUGGUCAUCUCUAUUGAAAAUGCUCGUCAGCGUCAGGAAGGUGUGGUUAGUGCCUCCCGAAUCUUCUUCACUGAAUACACACCUCCACAGCCACCCAACAGUCCUCCUCCAUUGAAGCUUCGUGGUAUAAUGGAUCUCAGCCCAUUUACUGUUACCGACCACACUGCCAUGGACAUUGUGGUGGACAUCUUCCGCAAGCUGGGUCUGCGCCAGUGUCUCGUCACUCACAAUGGGCGUUUACUUGGCAUCAUCACCAAAAAGGACAUUCUGAAACAUAUGGCCCAGAUGGCCAACCGAGACCCUGACUCUAUUCUCUUCAACUGAAGUGCCAAACUGGCUGUAAGGAAACACUAGUCAGUUUGAAACCACCCAUUGGGCAGAAAACACCAGUCUGGCCAAAUGAUUUGCACUACAGAACUGUCAGUACUGGGUUAGCGUCCAUUCACACUGUGAAUCCAUUUGUAGAGCCUCAUCGGCGCAGGCGCUACAACUGCAGGAUGGAGGACAUUCAGCAGCGUUCUAUGCACUCUGGCAACUAGCUUAAAGGUGGGAUUGAGUGCAACCAAGUGUUGGUGUUUGCAGGUAGUCAACCUAUCAUAACAUAUCAGUGCAUAAAAACAAAACAAUAUAUACCACACAAGCAAAACUGUAACAUUUUGUAGCAUAAAUCUAAAUAUAGACAUUCACCUACCCGGCCUCUGUUGGAUCGUAUUACUCAAACCCAAAACACCUCUGGUGAAAAGACCACAUCCUCAUCUUUCAGAUUUUAAGAGACAUUCUUGUGUAUGUCAAGAGGAAGUCACAAGCAAUCGGUAGCAGAUGUGCAUUGCAGAGUUCUCCUGCUUUCCACUACAGAAUGGAUGUUAAUCAUAAGUUAAAACCAUUAUUUGUUGUUUACAUGUUCAUAUACAUUUUUUAGUCUUUUUUUGAUUUACUCUGUUUAAAUGAGCACUUGCAAGUAUUCCAGCAUCUGAAAUCUCACGGGAGAAAUGUUAUUUUGUUUUAGCUGAAUCUUAAUGCUUUAUGGGUCAUUUAUGAGUCUGAUGAUUUACAGUUUCCUAAUCUUGUCACGUCUGUAACACGUUUCCAGACUUGUAAUCAGUCAUAAGCAGCACUGUGUAGUUUCUGCCAAGAAAUGACACUUUAAAAGACUCAUUCUCUAUAGAUUUUUCAGAUUACAUGCACUUUUUAAAAUUACAACUUCAUUUUUACACCACCAUUCAAAAGUUUGGGGUCAGUAACAUUUAUGAUUUUGGAAUAAGUCUCUUAUGCUCACCAAGGCUGCAUUUAUUUGAUCAAAAACAUAGUAAAACACUAAUAUUGUGAAAUAAUAUUACAAUUUAAAAUAAUUUUAAAGUAAUUCACUCUUGUAGUGGCAAAGCUGAAUUUUCAGCAUCAUUACUCCAGUCUUCAGUGUAACAUGAACCUUCAGAAAUCAUUGUAAUAUGCUGAUUUGCCGCUCAAGAAAUAUUUCUCUUUUCAGGUUUGACUGUUGAAUAUGAAGUUCAAAAGAACUGCAUUUUUUUGAAACAGAAAUAAGAUUAUAAAUCUCUUUUCUGUCACUUUUGAUCAAUUUAACGCGUCCUUGCUGAAUAAAUUAGAAAAUUAGUUUCUUAAAAAAAAUCUUACUAACCCGAAACCUUUGAUCAGUACACUAUGUGGUUAUCAAAUGUUUUAAUACCACUGUUAAAACGACACAUUAUGUAGCAUUUCUCUAUGCAAGUUAGGUUGGCAUUAUUUUUGGACAAUAUGUAUGUGCAAUCAAUGCAAAAUGGCAUUACAUUAUACCGUUAAUAUAAGUCAGAUUUAAGCCUUUUAAUUCUGAAUAACUUCUCUUAUCACAAUCUCUAAUUAUCCUAUAAUUACAAUUUUUCUGAAGCUUGGCUGAAUGGUACGCAAGUUUUCUCCAUUAACAAAUGCUGCUUGUAUGCGUUGCCUGUACCAUUUAUAUUCCUAUCACAUGCAUGUCCAAAUGUAACCUGAGCAUGCAAUAUGUAGUCAUCUGAAUCGUGCAAUUUUAUUAUACGCAUAUCAACCCAGAUGUUUCCAUUUUAAUGUUUAAGCCUGCAUCUGUUUGACUUGAUCUUUUUUAAUAAUUUGCAUUUUUUUGCUAGCAUACCACAACACUUCUAUGUUUAUGAAACUCACAGUGGAACACAGAGUGAAUGCUUUUAAGCAGUGCUUGAAACUCCUCAAGUGGCACAUUAGCUUGGUUGGUUCUCAGUCCUUAGCUAACCUUCACAGUAUUUCCUUUUUUUUUUUUUUUUAUCAAAAUGUCACUCAUUUUGAUAAAUAAAGGGCCACUUUAUUAAAAACAUCCAUACUAAUUAUUGAGAAAAUAUGUAAUGGUUGUGCGCAGUCAUUUUUUUGGUUCUUUAUACUCAUUGUUUAAAUUGUGUAAACUUGUUUUUUUUUUUUUAUGUCAGCAUUAUCCAUUAGUGUUAAAUAUGAAUGUCUCAUUAUCAUUGUAAUUUAUUUGGAAGCAUUACAUGAAAUAUAACAUGUAACAUGCUCUUUAGUGUUUCUUUUCAGUGUGAUAUUUGGUGAUUAAUGUUGUUCCUCAUGUUUCUCAAAAUUAUUUCAAGAUGUCUGUCUUUUUGUCCUGGCAUUCUUUUGAAAAAUGUUAGUUUAACUUUGGAUUGUUUGGAUAAAUUUGAGUCAAAUUUGAGUCAUGCAAAGUCUCACUUUUCAUCUAACCCUAUUUUUGGCUCUAGA
This is a messenger RNA of Onychostoma macrolepis, 4968 nucleotides long. It is a transcript of the gene clcn5a, whose product is annotated as chloride channel, voltage-sensitive 5a. NCBI's taxonomy places the organism in Eukaryota, Metazoa, Chordata, Actinopteri, Cypriniformes, Cyprinidae. Bases 142 to 2577 code for a protein of 811 amino acids. Gene Ontology annotation, biological process: chloride transport; transmembrane transport. The record is from RefSeq and is a predicted model, not a curated record. Gene Ontology annotation, cellular component: early endosome; Golgi apparatus; membrane. The transcript is spliced from 12 exons. Gene Ontology annotation, molecular function: voltage-gated chloride channel activity.